Ricinus communis (castor bean) is the source of this 2046-nucleotide messenger RNA. Its product is annotated as U3 small nucleolar ribonucleoprotein protein MPP10. Gene Ontology annotation, cellular component: nucleus; sno(s)RNA-containing ribonucleoprotein complex; small-subunit processome. The transcript has 13 exons. NCBI's taxonomy places the organism in Eukaryota, Viridiplantae, Streptophyta, Magnoliopsida, Malpighiales, Euphorbiaceae. Gene Ontology annotation, biological process: rRNA processing. The record is from RefSeq and is a predicted model, not a curated record. The coding region runs from base 160 to 1731 and encodes 523 amino acids.
CAAUUAGUGUACUUGCAAACCCAUAAAUGCUAAACCUCCCCCACGGACAGAAGCUUAAACCCUAACACCCAAAAACCGGAACUUUUAUUUUAAUAAAGAAAAAGAAGAAGAAAAAAGAAAAAGGGAACUCGCAGAGACCGAUCAAAUUGAAAUUGAACAAUGUCGGAAGCGAGCAAAGCAGGGAUGGACGCCCUGCACAGCCUAAAAUCGGCAGAACCUCCACUGUGGCUCACUCCAUCGGCUACGCUAUCUCAAACAUCGCGUGCGGCAUCGCAACACCUCUUCUCUUGCCUGAAACCCCACGCGCCUAAAUCUCCUUUCGAUAAGCUUUUAGUUGAGGGUUUUGACGCAGAGCAGAUUUGGCAGCAAAUAGACCUUUUAACGCAGCCUUUACUAUCUAGCAUUCGCCAUCAAGUUAGGAACUUGGAGAAGAAUCCAGAGGAAAUCAAGUUAGUGAUUGAGAAGAAAGAGAGUGAGGUUGGAGAAGAAGGGGAAAAUAAGGAAAGCAAAGAACUUCAUGAGUUUGAGGAGGAUGAUGAUGAGGACGCAGACAUGGAAGAUUUUGAAGAUGAUGAGGAUGGUGAUGAUAAUGAUGAUGACGAGGAGGAAGAGAACGUGGAAAGAGAAGGAGGGAUAGAAGAUAAGUUUUUGAAAAUUAAGGAAUUAGAGGAGUAUUUGGAAGAGGAUGAAGCUAGGGAGUAUGGUUUGGAUUCUAUGAAUAUUAAGAAGAAGAAGCAAAAAAUAUUUAAUGAUUCUGACAAGGAAGAAGAUGAUGAGGAUGAGGAGGAGGAUGAGAGUGAUGAUGAGGAUGAUAAGCUUGAUGAUGAAGAUGAAGAUGCUGAGGAGUUGGGCAAUGCUAGAUAUGAAGACUUUUUUGGCGCUAAAAAGAAGACAGACUCAAAAAGGAAAUCCAAUUUGGAUGAUGGAUCUGAUGAAGACUCAGGCUCAGAAGUUGAGAAAGAAGGUGAUCUUUCUACCCAUCAAAAGCAACGUGAGAAGCUUAAGUCUGAGAUAGAGCAGAUGGAGAAAGCAAAUUUGGAGCCAAAAACUUGGACAAUGCGUGGAGAGGUGACAGCUGCUGACAGGCCCAAGAACAGUGCCUUAGAAGUUGAUUUGGAUUUUGAGCAUAAUGUAAGGCCUGCCCCUGUGAUCACAGAGGAGGUUACUGCAUCACUUGAAGAUAUGAUUAAGAGCAGGAUCGCUGAGGGACGAUUUGAUGAUAUUCAAAAGCUUCCUAGUUUACCCUCUACAGCACCAAGAGAAGUAAAAGAAAUGGAUGAGAAUAAGAGCAAGAAGGGUCUUGCUGAAGUUUACGAGGAAGAAUAUGUUCAGAAGACAAAUCCAGCUGCUGCUCCAAUAUCUUUCUCGGAUGAACAGAAGAAGGAGGCAAGCAUUCUGUUUAAAAAACUGUGCUUGAAGUUGGAUGCUCUAUCUCACUUCCACUUUGCUCCAAAACCAGUUAUAGAGGACAUGUCUAUACAAGUAAAUGUUCCUGCUCUUGCUAUGGAAGAGAUUGCACCAAUGGCGGUUUCAGAUGCAGCCAUGCUGGCUCCUGAGGAAGUUUUCUCCGGCAAAGGGGAUAUUAAAGAAGAAGCAGAACUUACACAGGCAGAGAGGAAGAGAAGGAGGGCUAAGAAGAAAAGAAAAUUUAAGGCUGAAGGAGUAAAACGGAUGGCUAAGAGAGCACGGGACAACACCACCUUGCCAGAUCACAAUGAUGGCAAGGAGUAAUGAGUUUUUCCCAAAACAUUCAUUGCCAAGGAACAGGUUUCAAGUUUAUGACUGCCAAAUGGAGCAGGGACAAAAGAAGAAACAUAGAGCCUCUUUUUACUUGAUGAAAUUGUCCUCACUUGAAUUCAUGCUGCUUAUGGAAGUUAAAAAGCAGCGAGAGAAAAACACUUACUACCAAGGAUGAGAGGUUUGAAUUAUGCUAAAGCUGCCUUCGCCUUUUGGUUUGAAAUUUUGGUGUAAAAUUAAAAUUAGUUAAAUGAAAUAUGCGGGAUAUUUGAUGGACUAGAAAUCAAAGUAUUAUUCCUAUUCUUUUAA